This is a messenger RNA of Arachis duranensis, 1317 nucleotides long. Its product is annotated as probable N-acetyl-gamma-glutamyl-phosphate reductase, chloroplastic. Lineage: Eukaryota; Viridiplantae; Streptophyta; Magnoliopsida; Fabales; Fabaceae. The annotation marks the transcript as partial. Gene Ontology annotation, biological process: L-arginine biosynthetic process. The transcript has 12 exons. Gene Ontology annotation, molecular function: NAD binding; N-acetyl-gamma-glutamyl-phosphate reductase (NADP+) activity; NADP+ binding. The record is from RefSeq and is a predicted model, not a curated record.
AGACGUGAAGGAGGGAAAGCAUAUGUUAGGUGUGGGAGCCGUGCUUCUUCAGAAAACACUGUUCGUGUUGGUGUUCUUGGAGCUAGUGGCUACACGGGUUCUGAGGUUCUUAGGCUUUUGGCGAAUCAUCCGCAAUUCGGGGUUGCUCUAUUGACUGCUGAUAGGAAAGCUGGACAGCCGAUUGCUUCCGUCUUCCCCCAUUUGGCCACACAGAAAUUGCCAGAUUUGAUUGCGGUCAAGGAUGCAGAUUUUUCUUAUGUGGAUGCUGUAUUCUGUUGUUUGCCGCAUGGAACCACUCAGGAAAUAAUUAGAGGCCUUCCCAAUCACUUGAAGAUUGUUGACCUUUCAGCAGAUUUUCGUUUACGUGAUAUAUCUGAGUAUGAAGAGUGGUAUGGCCAACCACACAGGGCACCGGAGUUGCAGAAAGAAGCUAUAUAUGGAUUAACAGAGAUUUUAAGGGAGGAAAUAAGGAAUGCACGCUUAGUUGCUAAUCCUGGUUGCUAUCCAACAUCCAUUCAAAUCCCCCUUGUCCCACUGAUAAAGGCAAAGCUUAUUGACAUAAAAAAUAUUAUUAUUGAUGCAAAAUCUGGUGUGAGUGGAGCAGGGCGUAGUGUCAAAGAAAAUUUAUUGUACACAGAAGUAGCUGAAGGUAUCAAUUCUUAUGGUGUUACCCGGCAUCGCCAUGUUCCAGAAACCGAACAAGGGCUAUCUGAUGCUGCACAUUCUAAAGUAACCAUCAGUUUUACCCCACACCUGAUGCCAAUGAUACGUGGUAUGCAAUCAACUAUUUAUGUGGAAAUGGCUCCAGGAGUAAGCACUGAGGACUUGUACCAGCAACUGAAGCGCUCUUAUGAAAAUGAAGAAUUUGCCGUUCUGUUGGGGAAUGGAGUAGUUCCCCGAACUCACAGCGUCAGAGGAACCAAUUACUGUUUAAUAAAUGUUUUUCCUGAUCGAAUUCCCGGAAGAGCAAUAAUCAUAUCUGUGAUUGAUAAUUUGGUGAAAGGAGCUUCCGGACAGGCUUUACAAAACCUUAAUUUGAUGAUGGGGUUUCCAGAAAACCUAGGGCUCCAUUACCAGUCUCUGUUUCCAUAGAUGAGAGUGGUAACCCUUCAACAAAACUACCCCUAACACUUAAACUUUUCAAGCCUGUUUUUCCUUCAUUCUCUUGUGUAAACUGCAAGUCUUCUCUUUUUCUUUUAGUAGCUUCAUCAACUUUUUCAUUUCUUAUGUGAAAUAAAAGGGUACUGAUAACUUGUUGAGGGAUGCAGUUUUUUCAGGAUGAGAUUUUGAAUAUCAAUUAAUAUUUUUGGUGGAUUA